UCAGCAGAGCGUCGGUCGUGCUCGUGCCUACUUUGUCCUCGUUAUUUCAAGUGAGCGCUGAGGGAGAGAGGAGAGCGAACUAGGUGUCUCGUGCGGAUUUCACUGACACAAGGCGCGCGAAGGAUUUUGCAGUGAAACCGUACUUAUUUGUAUAUAUUUUGUCAGAUUUACAUAGAGAAAAAAGAAAAAAAAGAAGUGUCUGGAAAGAGAGGGGGGGAGGAUAAACCAAAACGCAACACGUAUCCGGUGGGAUCCCACUCCUGUGAGAGAGAAGCGGCAGGAGUUGGAGCGAAGGGUGCAAGGAAAGCGAGUGGGAGGAAGACGAAGAAGGGUGGAAAGAUUUAACAUUGCGCUCGUAACAACGCGUUUUUAAUUAAUAAAGAGGAAUAAUGAGGAACGUGUGGAUAAUUUUGACCCUCGGGCUGACCGUCUUCCUCUCCGGGGAAACGAUAGCAGAAGCAGCAAAGACUUCCUCUGAGGCUGAUGACUUGUACCUAGAUGACACAGGCUCAGGAGGUUACUACCCUGAAGAUGAUGAUGACUUUAACUCAGGGUCUGGCUCAGGUGGAGGUGAAGAAGUGUUGGAGGAAACAGUGACUGUCAGUAUGGUUUAUAUUGAGCCCAAUGCAGCAGAACCCACCCAGGACUCCACCAAAGAUUUCACCCCCAGGGUGGAGACAGCCACGGUCAGAGAAAAGGCCAGGGACAGCACACCCAGGAAACCACUCAGAACCGAGGCACCAGUGCCAGUUACAGAGGACAUGCAGAGGAACCAGAUGACCAGUACGACUAGUGCCCCCGGCUCACCCCAGGAGGCCAUUGAAGUCCGCACUGAAAACCUAUUUCAGAGGACAGAGGUGUUGGCAGCUGUUAUCGCAGGUGGCGUGAUUGGCUUCCUGUUCGCCAUCUUCCUCAUCCUCCUCCUGGUCUACCGCAUGAGGAAGAAGGAUGAGGGCAGCUAUGACCUGGGAGAGAGGAAACCCUCCAGUGCAGCCUAUCAGAAGGCCCCAACCAAGGAGUUUUAUGCAUAAAACCCCUCCCUCCCAUCAUCAGAACGACAAAUUUUGAGUGACUGUCAAAAACACAGUCCAUGACAACAGCAAAACCUGUUCAAACACAACAUGAAACAACAACAAAAUGUUUUCAAGUUGAUUAAGGAAAAAUAGCAUAAAGGAAAGCUUUUGCAUAGUGUAUUGUAAUUAAGACCUUUUCUUUCUUCUUUUUUUAAAAAAAUGAAAACCGAGCAUUUCUCAUUUUAUGGCAAAUCUCAGUGUAUUUAAACAUUUUGUGUAUUAUUUGAAAAAGAUGAAAAAAAAGUCUGUAAAGGUGAGGAAACUAAUCGCAUCUGUCUUCUGUCAAAGGAGCUGUUUUUAGUCGCUGACUACUUUUAACUGUAGCGGUAUGUUAUUUGUAAAGGAAAAAAAUUUAAAAGUGGAAAUAAUUGAAUAUAAUUAUUCUGUAUCAAUCCUACUUUCAUUUUUUUCUUUUUAUUUUGUCCUAGCAUGUCUGAUGUUGAUCUCUAAAAGUGUAUUACAUUAAUUUAUCUUUUCUCUGAUGUUAAAAAAAAUGCCUUCGUAGUUUUGAUGAAGCUCUUUGGUCUUCAUAUUAACGCUGUUAACGGUCAAUGUAAAUGUUCUCCCUUCAGGUUACAAUGUUUAUUAUUUGCUCUCACAUCUGUUUUUUAGUCAAAAGUGAGCGCUUCAUUAUGUCUUGUUUAUUUGUUUGUUCUCUUCUCAGUGUAGCCUUCUUUUUUCUUUUCGACAGCGUUUUAUUUUCAUACCAGGUCUUUAAAAGAUAAAAAUAAGUGUGUCAGGGCUUAAGAAAGAUCACAAAUCUCACUUCUGUUUUAUGUCUCGCUGAACUUCUUUUCUAUUUUAAUGCAUUCUUGUUCACAUUGCACAUUCACUGCUUUUGCUUCCCACGGCUAUCAUGCAGGUUUGCAUGUAUGUAGAGUAUUUUGGGGUGAAGUUUCUUCUCUGUGGCUUGUGGUGUUUUUGGCCCAUAGCCACCUUCUUCCCCAAUGUCUCCCUUGAGUUUACUGACUGCACCCAAAGUCUGCUAGCAUCCUUUCACCCUUACAUCUCCUCCCUCACUCCCCCGACACACACACACACACACACACACACACACACACACACACACACACACUCUUUUCAGCUGUAUGGAGCCACCCGGGUAGUUAUUGUCCAUGUCCCAGUGUUGACGCUUUAGGUCCAAAGAUCUGCUCACUGAAGGCCUGCUACUGUUUGGUCACAAACACACGAGGUCAGGGCCGAAUCCCCACAUGCAGAGCACAUACCUCGGCAGCAAAAACCACCAGAACCCCCCUCUAGAAACCUAGUUUCUCUCAGAGGGACUGAUAAAUAAGGCUGCAAGAAAAUGUAAGACUUCAGUGUUAUGUCUGAAUAGGCUUUGACAAGACACUCACGUUGAGGGCUAUUCAUGUUUUUUUAGUGGUCAGCACAGGCAUUUCAAAAGAGCUUCUGUUGAGAGAUGAGGUUGUUUACCAGGUUUAAAACCUACCCACGGUGUUUGUUUUGAUGCCAUUUUGCAUCCCCAAAUGAGUUUAAAAGGCCACAAAAUGGCUGAUGAAAAAUAGCCACGUAGCUACAUCAAAGGAAAACAUAGGUUACGGUCACAUGACAACAACAAGUUAUUGUCUCUCUCCUUUUUUUUUUUUUUUUUUUUUUUUUAGCAUUACGUCUACAUUAACUUGCUCUAAAGAGACACGUGUGUUUUGUCCGGCAGGUUUGUGAAGUUGCCUUUUUCAGCUGUACAGUAGUGUGAAGUAGAUGCUGUCACAUCGUCUAAACUCCUACCACCACCCACAUGAAGCUGUUCAGCCCUCUACCUCUCCAUCCCUCAUGUUCCCCAUCUUUUAAUCUGUCUGUGAUCCUUUUGUUGUCCACUUCCAUCCUCUAUUCCCCAUCUCUCUUGUCCGUUCUUGUCAUAGACUUAAGGUACUGAACUAUACUGAAAAACCCAAAGACUCACAGUAUUUCCACUCCCACCAUCCUCUCAUACCCACACCCUCCACCAUGGCCACAUCAUGUUGUUUUCUCAUUCGCUUUUUCUUCACUUUUAGUUUUUUUUCUCUCACUCUAUUAGAGACCUGACCUUUGAGUCCAAUUGCUUAUUAGUAUAUGAAAAGAUAUAUAAAUAUAUAUAAAUGUAUAUUCACAAAUGUUUUAAACCUUCAAAGUGCCUACCAUUUGGAAAUGUACUUGCUCAAGGUGAGCAUGUGGCGGGUGUACACAAAGGAGGGGUGUAAACGACUUGACUGGCAUUCUGUGAGCAUGGAUGACUGUAAUGGUAACUUUUUUUUAGUCUUACAAAAGCUGACAGUAUUGUACCUAUAAGUAGAAACAACACUACUGAAUAAACAUUGUGGCCUAAUA
This is a messenger RNA of Siniperca chuatsi (mandarin fish), 3398 nucleotides long. It is a transcript of the gene sdc2, whose product is annotated as syndecan 2. Gene Ontology annotation, biological process: cell migration. The transcript is spliced from 5 exons. Lineage: Eukaryota; Metazoa; Chordata; Actinopteri; Centrarchiformes; Sinipercidae. Gene Ontology annotation, cellular component: cell surface; membrane. The coding region runs from base 390 to 1031 and encodes 213 amino acids. The record is from RefSeq and is a predicted model, not a curated record.